Messenger RNA from Plutella xylostella (diamondback moth), 2577 nucleotides. RefSeq names its product ABC transporter G family member 20. Gene Ontology annotation, cellular component: ATP-binding cassette (ABC) transporter complex; membrane. Lineage: Eukaryota; Metazoa; Arthropoda; Insecta; Lepidoptera; Plutellidae. The record is from RefSeq and is a predicted model, not a curated record. Gene Ontology annotation, molecular function: ATP binding; ABC-type transporter activity; ATP hydrolysis activity. Gene Ontology annotation, biological process: transmembrane transport.
CUGCUGGCGCUCAGUCGCAGCCCCGCGCGCCGCCGCCACACUCGCGCCGAGAGAAAGUUGCGUUCAAAAACCCCGACACAAUUGUGCAACGCGAGUGAUUUUAAAUUACGAAUUUGGAAUAGUUAUCUCUGUGCUUUGUGCUUGUGUCUGUAAGUGCCUAUGCUACACGGAAGCGCGGUUUCAGGAGCAUGUAUAUAGCGGAGAACUCGCCCCCGUCUCCGGCGGGCGACGAGAAGCAGAAGAUGGGCGCCGAGUUCACCGACACAGCGGGGAAUGACGAGACCACGAUGUGGUCCAAACGGCAACAGGCGGUGUGUGUGCGGGCGGCCUGCAAGCAGUACGGCUCGACUAAACAACCCAACCACGUGCUCAGCAACCUCAACAUGACCUGCGCCAAGGGGACCAUCUACGGUCUGCUGGGCGCGUCGGGCUGCGGCAAGACGACGCUGCUGUCGUGCAUCGUGGGGCGCCGCAAGCUCAACAGCGGGGAGAUCUGGGUACUGGGCGGCAAGCCCGGGACUAAAGGCUCGGGCGUGCCGGGCAAGCGCGUGGGCUACAUGCCGCAGGAGAUCGCGCUGUACGGAGAGUUCACCAUCAAGGAGACCAUGAUGUACUUCGGCUGGAUCUUUGGCAUGAAGACGUCGGAGAUCCUGGAGCGGCUGCGCUUCCUGCUGGACUUCCUCGACCUGCCCAGCGAGAACAGGAUGGUCAAGAACCUCAGCGGGGGUCAGUCGCGGCGCGUGUCGUUCGCGGUGGCGCUGAUGCACGACCCCGAGCUGCUGAUCCUGGACGAGCCCACGGUGGGCGUGGACCCGCUGCUGCGCCAGUCCAUCUGGACGCACCUCGUGCGCAUCACCGGCGCCGCCGACAAGACCGUCAUCAUCACCACGCACUACAUCGAGGAGGCGCGCCAGGCGCACACCAUAGGGCUGAUGCGGAGCGGGCGGCUGCUGGCGGAGCAGUCCCCGCAGGCGCUGCUGCAGAUGUACAACUGCAUCUCGCUCGAAGACGUCUUCCUCAAGCUGUCCCGGACCCAGGGCCAGUCGAACCAGGCGGCCCCGCUGCAGGUGACCGGCGGGCUGGCGCGGACCACGCGCGAGGAGGCGCCCUACGCCAGCGAGGACGCCAGCGUCAAGGGACUCAACUUCCACCAGAGCAAGGAGGUGCUGCUUAUGGAGAAGGGGCUUAGUAAUGGCGAUAUCCCCAGCAAGAUCCAACCAAUCAUAUCACCAGAAUGCAAUGACUGUGGCAGCUACUUCAAACCGCUCCUGAAUUUCACCUCCCGAGGGAAGAUCAAGGCGCUGAUCCAGAAGAACUUCCUGCGCAUGUGGAGGAACAUCGGCAUGAUGCUGUUCAUAUUCGGCCUGCCCUGCAUGCAGGUCAUCCUGUUCUGCCUCGCUAUUGGACGGGAUCCUUACGGACUGAAGCUGGCAAUCGUAAACGACGACGUGAACGUGAUGAACGGCUCGUGCCCCUACAACAAGACGUGUUCCAUGAAGAACCUGUCCUGCCGGUACCUGGACCACCUGCGGAACCAGUCCAUCAUCAAGGAGUACUACCCGGACCACGCCAGCGCGCUGCGAGCCGUGCGCGGCGGCGACGCGUGGGGCGCGCUGUACUUCAAUGAGAAUUAUACGGAUGCGCUGGUGGCUAGACUGGCGUUGUCGGACUCUGCGGACGAUGAGACGCUGUCGUCGUCAGAGGUGCAGGUGUGGCUCGACAUGUCCAACCAGCAGAUCGGCCUCAUGCUCAACCGAGACAUACAGUUCUCAUACAGAGACUUCGCUAAGGACCUGCUCCGCACGUGCGACUACAACCCGAAGGCGGGCGACAUCCCCAUCGAGUUCAUGACGCCGGUGUUCGGCUCCAUGAACCCCUCCUUCACCGACUUCGCCGCGCCCGGGAUCAUCCUCACCAUCGUGUUCUUCCUGGCGGUGGCGCUGACGUCGUCGGCGCUGAUCGUGGAGCGCAUGGAGGGGCUGCUGGACCGCUCGUGGGUGGCCGGCGUGUCCCCCGGGGAGAUCCUGUUCUCGCACGUCGUCACGCAGUUCGUCGUCAUGUGCGGCCAGACCGCGCUCGUGCUCGUGUUCAUGUUGGGGGUUUUCGGGGUCAAGUGUAACGGGAGUAUUGUGCUGGUGGUUGUGCUGACGCUUUUGCAAGGUUUCUGCGGCAUGUCAUUCGGCUUCGUGAUCUCCGCCGCCUGUGAACUCGAGCGCAACGCCAUCCAGAUGGCGCUGGGCUCGUUCUACCCCACGCUGGUGCUGAGCGGGGUCAUCUGGCCCAUCGAGGGCAUGCCGUGGAUCCUGCGCGGCGUGGCCACCUGGCUGCCGCUGACCCUCGCCACCAACGCGCUCAGAUCCAUGCUCACCCGCGGCUGGGGGCUCACCAACCCUGAUGUCUACCUCGGCUUCUUGUCCACGAUUGUGUGGAUCGGCUUGUUUUUGGUGUUCGCGAUCCUUAUUCUGAAGAUUAAGCGCAACUGGCAGUGAGCGUUGAGGUGUUAGUGUAAGUUGUAUUUAGAUGAUUUGAUUGUUUGGAUUAUGGAGAUUCUUUUUUAUUUAACUGUACAUUUAUAAC